CUGAUCUUGUGUGUAUAAAUAUGAUCUUCAAGAAUGUUAUGGUAUUACACAGGCUCUGUGUCAGCUUGAACAUUCUUGAUUCUGAAGGCAAGAGUUUGAAAACCAAGAUUCAUCAUGGCAAUGCUGAGAAGUGUUCUGCUUUUUUUCAUGAUCUUCUCCAUGGGGAAUGCACAAGUUGAUUUAUUCCGAAAAUUCACCUACACAUACUCGAAAAGAAACUGUCAAGCACUUGGUGCGAAUCUCGCAUCUGUGCAUAAUAAAGUGGAAAAUGAUUUCCUGCUGAGUCUGUUGCCUUCUUCUUCCAAACAAUCUUGGGGUGGUGGUCAUGAUGGUGAAAAAGAAGGACAGUGGUUGUGGAGUGAUGGAACUGCGUAUGACUAUACCAACUGGUGCCCUGGAGAACCUAACAAUCACCGUCGUGUCGAGAACUGUUUGGAGAUCAACUGGUUCUCUAAAAGUUGCUGGAACGAUGUGGCAUGUACAGUCUCAAAGAGCUAUGUUUGUUCUAUGGGCCUGUGAGAUCAUAUGUAGUCAUCCCGCUCCACAGUUACUUUGAUUGAACUAUUUACUUUUUCUGAUCUUAUCUUUACACAAAUGUUAUUCUGAAAUCAAAUUUCUUCUCAACUUUAAUCUCUUCUCUGAAAUACUCCUCAAGUUAAUAAAAGCAUUGAUAAAGCAAA
Messenger RNA from Ctenopharyngodon idella (grass carp), 680 nucleotides. Its product is annotated as galactose-specific lectin nattectin-like. The record is from RefSeq and is a predicted model, not a curated record. Gene Ontology annotation, molecular function: signaling receptor activity. Bases 115 to 519 code for a protein of 134 amino acids. The transcript is spliced from 7 exons. NCBI's taxonomy places the organism in Eukaryota, Metazoa, Chordata, Actinopteri, Cypriniformes, Xenocyprididae.